Messenger RNA from Macrosiphum euphorbiae (potato aphid), 840 nucleotides. The record is from the annotation of a GenBank genome assembly. Lineage: Eukaryota; Metazoa; Arthropoda; Insecta; Hemiptera; Aphididae.
AUGGAUUUACUUCGCCUUUUUGAAAGAUUCCAAAAAGAUGGUCAAAAGUCAAUGGUUACAUUAUGUGACAUUGAGACGUCUGAAAACAUAGACAUAUCAUCUUUAGAGCUGAUGGAGACUGAUUAUUAUCCUGGAGGUAAGGAGGAAGAACUAAAUAAGUUUUUAGAUGUUAAAAUAUCCGAUAACAGCGAUGAAAUAAACAAUGGUAAUAUUAGUUCUAAGAAUCAUAGAAAAAAUCGGAAUGUAUAUGUUUCUACGAAGUGCUGUGUAACCAGCGUUAGAACGGAAAUAGUGAAAAGCGCAAAGGAAUUUUUAAGUAAUAUACUUGCCGAUGAUCAAUCAAGUAUUAUACAACGAUUUACAACUUUUUUAAGUGCGAGAUCGCCUCAAGAUACAAUCAAAGCGAUAAGAUGUGACAUUGAAGGUAUUUUCGGUAAUGAAAAUGUAACAACUUUUUGUGACGAAGUUAUUGGUUUAUAUGCAACAGAUAAACUUCCAUGUCCUAUUAACAUUACAGACCCAACAGGAAAAUUGUAUUACUAUUUAAAAAGAAGCAGCUCAACGAAAUUUUUUGCAAAAGUGGUACAAGCAUAUGCCACAAUAACACCACAUAGUUGUGGACUAGAACGUGCUGUAUCCUGCCACACUAUAUUGAAAACCAAUAAACAGUCUUGCUAUUCGAGGGAUGCAAUUAAUAGUAGGAUGUAUAUUGCUCUAAACAGCACUGGAACAGCGAAUUUCGAUCCUAGACCAGCAGUGGCUACGUUUAUAGGGCAUAAGGUGCAUUUACUUUGUUUGACCCAAAAUUUGGUUUCCAGACUCACAUACAUGUAUAUUUAA